CCGUGAUUCUUCAGCAUCCUGUUUGUGUGCUUGCAUUCUGCUUUGGUAUAGCCAUGGCUAUGGCGAUGGUGGUCAGGUGCAUUCGAAGUUGAGGGGUGGCAAGCGCGGGCCAUGGAGGCCAUACCUUAUUGGUCGGCGUCCGCAGAUCUCUCCAUGUACAAUUCGUAUACCAAUUCGUCUCAAACGUCGACCUUGUGGAAGAGCGAGGCUAGAGUUUCAAGAGGGCUUUCUGGAUGGAAAAGAGUCGAAGGGCACAUGUGUUUAACACCGAUUUCAGGUGACUUUUUGAAGAUUUCGUCAAAAAUUCGAUUAAAUUGCGUGUAUUCGAUUGAGAAUGUAACUAUCGAGAGCUGUAGGCUGUUACUUCGAAUUCGGGGAUUGAGCUCGUCAGGAAAAGUUAAUGGAGUUUUGAGCUUGUUGAGGAAGGGAAUCGGAGGUGGAAUUUCAGGAAGGCAUUCCGAAUGUGGGUGCUGUAAAGCUCGACGUGAGCUGAGGUUCGGAAGUCUUAGUGAUUCAAUUGACAUCAAGAGCUGGGCAAGUAUCCAAGUUCAGGGACCGAGAAGACCAUCUAAUAUAUCUAGAAGAUGGUACUUUCAUAAACUUAGAGUUAGAUGUGAUGCAAGAAGAGAAGAUGAUAGAGGGAGGCAAGUAGUGGUGGACCAUUACAAGGUGUUAGGCCUGCGCCGCCAAGCCACAGCCUCUGCUAUUAAGUUGGCCUACAGGCAGCUCGCGCGUCAGUUUCAUCCAGACGUGAACAAAGAUGCGGAUGCCAACGAGAAGUUUAUGAGCGUUCGUCAUGCAUAUGAGGUUUUAUCUGAUGAGGCAAGCAGGAAACUGUAUGAUAGCACUCUGCAAGAGCAAGUUAACAUUUCGCGAAGAAAACAAGUAUACCAAAGAAGAGAGAGAGACAUCUGGACGCGGACAAAUCAUAACAGAUCUCAAUACAGAAGAGGAUCGUAUGGGAAUGCAGAAUGGGGUUAUUCCAUGAACUCGUACGAAAACGAGCACUCCAACAUGGAGAGUUACUAUUACACUUAUCCUAGCAGUAGCGCUUUUGGCACCAAGAAGAAAAAACCAUUUAGAUAUCCCAGUCGUGGCACAUCCCAGGAAGAGGAAAUCAAGAACCAAGAUUCGCAAGUUGAGUGGCAGAGUAUGGGCAAGGAGUUUUUACUGUUCCUGUGGGUUGUUUCUGCUAUGUGGCAUGCUUUGGGCGCUCAAAUUGCCCUAGGACUGCUUCUAGGUUUCUUGGUCCUAUGGAAAGAUUUUGCAGUAGGUUACAAACUCGCUUCUGGCGUUGCGUGCCUAAUGGGAGGAGAGAAAGGGCUUGCUCUCAUGGUGGUUCUUAUAGUGUCCACGAGAAUCUUUGGAAGGGCUUAUCAUACUGUAGCCAUUAUACUUUCUUUAGCACUUUGGCUAGGAGGUGGAGCUCUCAAGACUGUGUCUUUACCACACGGAGCAAUCCUUCUGUUGGUUUAUAAGUGCAUUCAGUUGCAGCGGUCAGGAUCCACAUUGUAAGCCUCAGAUCGCAACUUUUAGUGCACGAGGUAGACUAUUGGACAUAUGGUAAUCACUGCACAAGCUAUACAAGGUCAAAUUCAUGAUGCUGGAUUUCUUGCAAGUCGCUAUGGACGUAUCUGGACGGAUCGAACUAUGAGGGAAGCGUUGCAUUGUUAGUCAGCUGAGUUGGAUCAGGUACAACUUGGCCUCUGGGUUUUGACAGAAUUAUAGACCUUCUAUCUAUUGAUGGGAGUUGGUGCUGUUGACAUCAUCUCUUAUUUCCUCUUCAUUUCCAUGUAUGGAUCUAUGUGUGGCGGUGAAACUGCAACCAUCCUCGUGUGUAGAUUCUCCAUCAAGGAUGGUUAGAUGCUGAGAAGCAAUUUAAUGGAGGUUCUGAGCCAUUUUUCCGUUACUUUUGUGUAAUGCCGAAUAUGGAAUUGGAGACUUUGUUGGACUUGUUGAAUUUUUCAGGGGUCGAACAUCACAUUAACAUUCAGGUACGAUGAUUCAAUUUCUUCCUUUGCCUCCUGGAUUUUAGUCACUUCUUAGAGGGAUUUGUAUUAAAUAAUUUAAAACUGCAUUUAGAAAGAAUUUAUUCUCUUGUAGAAAUAAGUUGUAUGUGAGAUUUUGUCAUGCUUUGUAAUGCCUUUGAAAUAAAAACCAAUAAUAUUAAUGCUGACAAAAUCAACAUCCUCUUGAAGAUGCUAGUUGUUAUCUGUUAUAGAGUUGCGAUUUGUGCCCUACUUAUAUUUAUAUCUUGGGCAAGUUUUAUACCAUUUUUACUUUAAAAAAAGCUAGUAUGGACAUAUGUGUCUUUACAUACAUAUAUUAGCAAUAUAUUUGCAUAGGAAACUCUUGUUUUGUUUUGGAAAUAUUAUGUUAUAAUUAAUCAUCAAUGUGUAAUAAAAGCACUACAAUUGGGAUGGA
Messenger RNA from Physcomitrium patens, 2424 nucleotides. RefSeq lists its product as uncharacterized. Gene Ontology annotation, cellular component: cytoplasm. Gene Ontology annotation, biological process: protein refolding. The record is from RefSeq and is a predicted model, not a curated record. NCBI's taxonomy places the organism in Eukaryota, Viridiplantae, Streptophyta, Bryopsida, Funariales, Funariaceae.